Plectropomus leopardus (leopard coralgrouper) is the source of this 1622-nucleotide messenger RNA. It is a transcript of the gene ebpl, whose product is annotated as EBP like. The record is from RefSeq and is a predicted model, not a curated record. Gene Ontology annotation, cellular component: membrane; endoplasmic reticulum. Gene Ontology annotation, molecular function: cholestenol delta-isomerase activity. Lineage: Eukaryota; Metazoa; Chordata; Actinopteri; Perciformes; Serranidae. Gene Ontology annotation, biological process: sterol metabolic process.
AUUUUAGGAGUUCUCAGGAUUUUAGAACAUUUCUAGGAUUUUAAGCCAUUUUAGGAUUUGAGGACAUUAGAGGACAUUUUGAAGACCGCAGGAUAUUACUCGGAUUUUGGACAUUUCUUGGAUUUGAGGAUGUUUUGAAAAACAUUUCUAGGAUUUUGGGAAAGUUCUAAGAUUUUAGGACGUUUUCAGGAAUUUAGGGUUUUUGUAGGAUUUCAUAACAUUUCUGAGAUUUUAGGACAUCAGGUUCUUGGCUGGUACUUCUGUCAGGAGGGUCCUCCUCUGUCCCUCUGUCCUGGUGUCUCAGCGUCUCAGAGUGUCUCUGCUGUGUUUCUGCUCUGAAGCUUAAAUUUGCUGUUUUUUGAAUGGAGUUUGCUUCACACUCUGUUGACCUUUGACCUCUGCUGUCUGUGGGAGGGGGCGGGUCCAGAGAGUGGAGUGGUCUCCAUAACAGCCAAUGGGGGGCUGGGGGCGGGGCUUAGAACAUGCUCAGCCAGUAGAGACAGGCAGAGGCGUGGCCUGAGACAUCAGUCCACGUGUACUCCUUGUGAGUCUGAGUCUUCCUGCAGAGCCGGAUCUGUCCUCUCUGACUGCAGAUGGACUCUGUGGUGUCCCCCGGUCUCUCUCUGGUCUCGAUCCUCUCUCUGUUAGCAUGUAGCGUCCAGCUGUUAGCCGCCGUCCUGCUGACACGCAGGUAUGGUGGGCGGAGCUCUGCGGAGGACAGGUGGGUCCUGAUGUGGCUCUUCUAUGAUGUCAUCGUCCACCUGACACUGGAGGGUCCAUUUGUCUACAUGUCCCUGGUGGGGACGGUGGAGACGUCUGAAGGUCCUCUGGCUGAACUCUGGAAGGAGUACGGUAAAGCCGACCGCCGCUGGCUGAUUUCGGACCCGACCAUCGUCUCCGUGGAGAUCCUGACGGUCGUCCUGGACUCUCUGCUCGCUCUGCUGUUGAUACACGCAGUACUGCAGGACAAGUACUACAGACAUGUCCUGCAGGUGUCUCUGAGCGUGUGCGAGCUGUACGGCUGCUGGAUGACCUUCUGUCCUGAUUGGCUGGUGGGCAGUCCUCACCUGGACACGUCCUCCCGGCUCCACCUCUGGGUCUACCUGGUGUUCUUUAACGGGGUCUGGGUCCUGGUCCCGGCUCUGCUGCUGGUCCAGUCCUGGUUCUCUCUGAGGAUGCUGCACGCGCUCCGAGCGGACGGCGUCGGCAGACACAAGAAAAAGAAUGCGUAGAGAGGACGGACGUUUUCAGAAUUCAGUUUUUAAUAAAAAUACUUCACGAACCAAAAUAUCUCCUCCAAACCAAACCUCAGUCCAAAAACCUGCAGCUUUACCUUCAGUAAGACCUUUUAUACUUCUGUCGACUUCUUAUCAAAGCUGAAACUGAGCAACUGAUCGUAAAAAAGGUUCAUUAAUACGAGCCGUUAAUGAUCCUUCAGCCUCAUUAAAGACUGAUCAUCAAUCAAUAAUCUUCAUUUCAUCACAACUGUUCACACCAAACAGCUUUUUAACUUUCAGUGUUACUGUCACUUUAAAUCAUCAAAGUCUGAACGUUUCCCUCACAGCCUCUCCUUCUGUGCCCUCCUCUCUGCUCCUGCUCCUCUCUGCUCCUCCUGCUCCUCU